CUAGCGCCUGGAGAAGAUCAGCUGUUCCCAACGCCUGGAAAACAUCAGCUGUGCCCAACACCUGGAGAACAUCAGCGGUUCCCAACUCCUGGAGAACAUCAACCAUUCCCAUCAGCUGUUCUCAAUGCCUGGAAAACAUCAGCUGUUCCCAACACCUGGAGAACAUCCACUCUUCCCAUCAGCUGUUCUCAAUGCCUGGAAAACAUCAGCUGUUCCCAUCAGCUGUUCUCAAUGCCUGGAGAACAUCAGCUGUUCCCAACACCUGGAAAACAUCAGCUAUUCCCAAAGCCUGGAAAACAUCAGCUGUUCCUAACACCUGGAGAAUAUCAGCUGUUCCCAACACCUGGAAAACAUCAGCUAUUCCCAACACCUGGAGAAUAUCAGCUAUUCCCAACGCCUGGAGAACAUCAGCUAUUCCCAACGCCUGGAGAACAUCAACUGUUCCCAACACCUGGAGAACAUCAGCUGUUCCCAACACCUGGAGAACAUCAGCUAUUCCCAACGCCUGGAGAACAUCAGCUGUUCCCAACACCUGGAGAACAUCAGCUGUUCCCAACACCUGGAGAACAUCAGCUGUUCCCAACACCUGGAAAACAUCAGCUGUUCCCAACAACUGGAUCAGUGUUUCUGUAUAAAUCCAGAUUUAAUCCAGACUUGAAUGGAGGUCUGAAGGUCGGAAAAUGUUCUCCUGCUCUGAACUGACUGUAACAUGACCUGAUGACCUCAUUGGUCAUGUGAUGAACAUGUCACCCCCCCACCCCCCUUUCAUGUGUUGUGUUAUCAGUCUGUGUUGUAUAUAAAGGUUCUGUUCAGUUUAAUGAGCAGAACUCUGUCAUUGUCCCUGAAGUACAGGAGCCCAUAGAGGACACAUGUAAAUAAACUGUUUUAAAUCA
This is a messenger RNA of Melanotaenia boesemani (Boeseman's rainbowfish), 893 nucleotides long. Its product is annotated as foot protein 1 variant 2-like. Bases 192 to 635 code for a protein of 147 amino acids. The record is from RefSeq and is a predicted model, not a curated record. NCBI's taxonomy places the organism in Eukaryota, Metazoa, Chordata, Actinopteri, Atheriniformes, Melanotaeniidae. The transcript has 2 exons.